This is a messenger RNA of Castor canadensis (American beaver), 2590 nucleotides long. The record is from RefSeq and is a predicted model, not a curated record. Lineage: Eukaryota; Metazoa; Chordata; Mammalia; Rodentia; Castoridae.
ACAUGGACCUGGAAAGCCAAGCAGAAGGGAAGAAGGAGGCAGAAGCUGAUGACAUGCUGAGGAGCGGUCCCCGGCCCAUUGUCCCAUACAGCUCUAUGUUCUGUCUAAGCCCCACCAACCUGCUACGUCGCUUCUGCCAUUAUAUUGUCACCAUGCGAUACUUUGAGAUGGUUAUUCUUGUGGUCAUUGCACUGAGCAGCAUUGCCUUGGCUGCUGAGGAUCCUGUGCGGACGGACUCAUCCAGAAACAAUGUUCUGAAGUACAUGGACUACAUCUUCACUGGCGUUUUUACCUUCGAGAUGGUGAUAAAGAUGAUUGACUUGGGACUGCUGCUGCAUCCUGGAGCCUACUUCCGGGACCUGUGGAACAUUUUGGAUUUCAUUGUGGUCAGUGGUGCCCUGGUGGCAUUUGCCUUCUCAGGAUCCAAAGGGAAAGACAUCAACACCAUCAAGUCCCUGAGAGUUCUGCGUGUCCUGCGGCCCCUCAAGACCAUUAAACGGCUGCCUAAGCUCAAGGCUGUGUUUGACUGUGUGGUGAACUCCUUGAAAAAUGUCCUGAACAUCCUGAUUGUCUACAUGCUCUUCAUGUUCAUAUUUGCCGUCAUUGCAGUACAACUCUUCAAAGGGAAGUUUUUCUACUGUACUGAUGAAUCCAAGGAGCUGGAGAGGGACUGCAGGGGCCAGUAUUUGGAUUAUGAGAAGGAAGAAGUGGAAGCUCAACCAAGGCAAUGGAAGAAAUAUGAUUUCCACUAUGACAAUGUGCUCUGGGCCCUGCUGACGCUGUUCACAGUGUCCACAGGAGAGGGGUGGCCCAUGGUGCUGAAACACUCUGUGGAUGCCACUUAUGAGGAGCAGGGACCAAGCCCCGGGUUCCGCAUGGAGCUGUCCAUUUUCUAUGUGGUCUACUUCGUGGUCUUCCCCUUCUUCUUUGUCAACAUCUUUGUGGCUUUGAUCAUCAUCACCUUCCAGGAGCAGGGGGACAAAGUGAUGUCUGAGUGCAGCCUGGAGAAGAAUGAGAGGGCGUGCAUUGACUUUGCCAUUAGUGCCAAGCCUCUGACACGGUACAUGCCCCAAAACAAGCAGUCGUUCCAGUACAAGACCUGGACGUUCGUGGUCUCCCCACCCUUCGAGUACUUCAUCAUGGCCAUGAUAGCUCUCAACACAGUGGUGCUGAUGAUGAAGUUCUACGAUGCACCUUAUGAAUAUGAGCUGAUGCUGAAAUGUCUGAACAUUGUGUUCACAUCCAUGUUCUCCAUGGAAUGCGUGCUGAAGAUCAUCGCCUUUGGGGUGCUGAACUACUUCAGAGAUGCCUGGAAUGUCUUUGACUUUGUCACUGUGUUGGGAAGUAUCACUGAUAUUUUAGUAACAGAAAUUGCGGAAACGAACAACUUCAUCAACCUGAGCUUCCUUCGCCUCUUCAGAGCCGCACGGCUUAUCAAGCUGCUCCGGCAGGGCUACACCAUCCGCAUUCUGCUGUGGACCUUCGUCCAGUCCUUCAAGGCGCUGCCCUAUGUGUGCCUCCUCAUUGCCAUGCUGUUCUUCAUCUACGCCAUCAUUGGUAUGCAGGUUUUUGGAAACAUUGCCCUUGACGAUGACACCAGCAUCAACCGGCACAACAACUUCCGUACAUUCCUACAAGCCUUGAUGCUGUUAUUCAGGAGUGCUACUGGGGAGGCCUGGCACGAGAUCAUGCUGUCUUGUCUGGGUAACCGGGCCUGUGACCCUUAUGCCAACGCCAGUGAGUGUGGGAGUGAUUUUGCCUACUUUUACUUCGUCUCCUUCAUCUUCCUUUGUUCCUUCCUGGUAAGUCCUGGUAGCUGUGCCAGUGUCUGCUGUUUCACCCAUCUCAUAGUCCACAUCUCCUGUUGGUUUCUGCCUUUGACCCAUGUAACAACACAAGCUGAUUCCAUGUUUUGACUUUUGUUUUCCCCAAAGUUGAUGGCCUCAUUAACUCUAGAAAGGACACACUUGGGAUGAGCUCCUGUGGGCCCAGUCUUGACUUCCACUGAAGGCUUAGGCUUCUGGGGAAGUUGCCUUCAGUGUCUAGUCUUUAGAUAGGUCUCCACUGUGGUGAAGGAGAGUGAAGAAGCAGCUCCCAGCAGCAUGCCUGGCACCAUGAGUGAGGCAACAGUAGCCUAGAGAAAGAGACAGGGAAUCAAGUGGCAUUGGGCUGUGUUUUAAAGGUAGAGCUGACCUGAUUGAAAAACAGAAAUGAAAGCCACUUCCUAGAAUUUUCUCAGUGAUGGAUGAGGGCUCUCCUUCUGAAAUGGGAAGCAUGGAAAGCAGUAGACAUGAGUUAGAUAGUGGAGACUUUAGACACUGUUGCAGACCUCUGGGCUGGAGAUGUGAGUGGUUGCCACCUGUGUUUGGGAGUCUGGGGCUGGAGGACUACCCUUUGGGUCCCUGCUAUAAAGUGCAGCCCAGUGACCUGUGUGUGGCUUAAACAUCACUUACUGCUGCUUGGAAAUGCAGAUUACUGAAUCUCCUUCCCCAAGAUCCUAUAUCAGGAUCUCUGAGUCUUAACAAGUUUUUAGAUAACUCUGUGGAUGUGAAACUUUGAGGAACAUUGACAUAAGGAAGGAAUGUGGAUU